AGUUGUAGCAGAUUUUCUUGAGAUGCCAUUUAGAAGCUGGGGCUUUGCCGAACACUCCCGGCUCUGUGGUACAGGGUGAGAGAACAGAGAGGCAAGGCUGGGCAAGAGGUCUCCUGUGCACCUGUGGCCUAACAACUUUGCUGGGGAUUCAAGAGUGGGAUGUUUGGAGAUGACCUUUUGCCCUUUGGGCAGAUUAAAUCUUUCCAAUCAGGGGGAAGAGAGUUUUCUGAAACUUGCCUGUGGGAACAUGAGAUUCUGCUGUGUGCUGACACUGAAGAGGAAACCACGUGAGGGGACACCACAUCUUCCUUCCAGUGUGACAUCUUAAGGGCUCAGGGAAGGCGUGAAGAAAGAUCUGGUUGUUUCCUGUGAUUGCUGGUAUUUGAGACCCAGAAGUCUCUCCAUGGCUUCUUAUUACAUCCGCAAGUUCCAGGAGACGGACCACAAACAGGCUGUGGACUUGUUCUCCAGGGGCUUGGAGGAGCACAUCCCCGCCACCUUCCGCCACCUGCUGCUGCUGCCCCGAACCCUCCUGCUCUUACUUGGGGUGCCCCUGGCCCUGGUCCUGGUGUCUGGCUCCUGCCUGCUGGCCGUUGUAGGCAUUAUCCUUUUGCUUCUACUCCUGCGGCUCCUUGCCAGACAGCCCUGGAAGGAGUAUGUGGCCAAGUGUUUGCACACAGACAUGGCUGACAUCACCAAGUCCUACCUGAGGGUACAUGGCUCCUGCUUCUGGGUGGCUGAGUCUGCGGGGCAGGUGGUGGGCACAGUGGCUGCUCUGCCAGUCAAGGAUCCUCCAUUAGGGAGGAAGCAGCUGGAGCUCUUUCGCCUGUCUGUGUCCUCACAGCAUCGAGGACAGGGGAUAGCGAAAGCGCUGGUCAGAACUGUCCUCCAGUUUGCACGGGACCAGGGCUACAAUGAUGUUGUUCUUGAGACCACUAUCAUGCAGCAAGGUGCUAUGACCCUCUAUGAGGCUGUGGGAUUCCAAAGGACAGGUGAAUACUUAUACCCCGGCAUUAUUAAAUGGUUCAUGGAUUUUUCUAUAAUUCAUUUCACAUAUCCUCUCCCUUCUGCUCAGUAACAUGGACUAUGACCUUAUUUCUUACCAUAUCUGUCAGGUUCCAAUUAAGCGUACUAUAUAUAACAAAUAAUAAAAAGCACACUUUUCAUGCUCA
This is a messenger RNA of Psammomys obesus (fat sand rat), 1172 nucleotides long. RefSeq names its product N-acetyltransferase 8-like. The coding region runs from base 404 to 1078 and encodes 224 amino acids. Gene Ontology annotation, molecular function: N-acetyltransferase activity. NCBI's taxonomy places the organism in Eukaryota, Metazoa, Chordata, Mammalia, Rodentia, Muridae. The transcript is spliced from 2 exons. The record is from RefSeq and is a predicted model, not a curated record.